Molecule: messenger RNA, 1200 nt
Organism: Anisakis simplex (herring worm)
Lineage: Eukaryota; Metazoa; Nematoda; Chromadorea; Rhabditida; Anisakidae
Source: the annotation of a GenBank genome assembly
AUGUUAGAACGAUGCACAGUAACAUUACACAUGUACGUUCUGCAUAGCAUCUAUCUUCUGCUAUGUCACGGUGAUCUGUCAAACUCAUCACCAAUACCGUUCAACGCUCAGGUGAUCCGCGUUGUCUCAAGACAUCUUCAAGGCCCUAAUUGGAAAGAAGCCGCACGUAUCUUGAAAUGUGUUGUUCAGUUUAAUAAUAUUGCGCUGAAUGGCAUAACUCAGGAAGAUGGCAAUAAAUCAGAUGCAAACGGUAUGAUAGCUAGUAGUAAGUGUAGUAAAACGAAAACUUUGCAAGUUGAAGUGGCACUUGAUGACUGCGUCGUGCCAUUAUCACCGAGAAAAAGUAUUUUUGAUAGUUGUUCGAUGAGACGACAUAAUCUGAGUCAGGCAAAAGUACGUGAACGAUUGAUAAGUUUGUUGAACGCAUCGGGUCUUCGUGUCGGUUUGCCGAAGAGUGCAUCGGUAAUCAAUUUUGUGAUCUUCUCGCAAUCCUCAUACGACAUAACGCACGAACAACCCGGAGGAUCGAUUUCGUCGUCUACCGAAAAGAUAGCACUAUCACAUGGCGGUGAUAUCGAUACAGCAUCGUCGCUAGUCGCCGAUCAUUCUGUCACGGAUUCGUUCCCUCGCGUGUUCAGAGAAUUUGAUUUCCUCGAAGCCGAACACGACAGUGUAUCGGAAUCAACAGAAUCGUGCUUCAAUUGGUUAUCAACAAUGCGACCGCAUUCGAUUAGUAAUGUGGAGGAACAAUAUCAAGAUGACGAAUGUACUGAAACAAAUACUGCGCAAAGGCGAUCCUCUGCGGACUCAUUUGAAGUGUCCAGUGAACGAACACCGUUACAAUCCGAGACACGGAGUGAAACUACUGAAGAAGAGGAAGAGGAGGAAAGUUGCGACGAGGAAAUUGAAGAAGAGGAAUUUAUUGUCGAAGAAGAACAACAACGCGUGGCCGAUGUGUCAUCACUGGCCGAAUCGAUCCAGUGCAGUCGAUCAGAGGUAUCUGAUGAAUGUUUGUCACAGCCACAAUCAACCACACAAUUGCCACUUUUCUUGGAGUGUAAUCACCAUUCAUCUGCUCAGAGUGAACAGCAGUGGCUAUCGACAUUCGUGGAGAUGAGUAAAGACGAGAAAGGUGAACUGACGGCACAUGCCACUCUUCUUUUCUCGCAACUUUAUCGAGUAAGUUAUCGCCUUGAAUAA